This is a messenger RNA of Arachis duranensis, 3628 nucleotides long. RefSeq lists its product as uncharacterized. Gene Ontology annotation, molecular function: thiamine pyrophosphate binding; oxoglutarate dehydrogenase (succinyl-transferring) activity. Gene Ontology annotation, biological process: tricarboxylic acid cycle. Gene Ontology annotation, cellular component: mitochondrion; oxoglutarate dehydrogenase complex. NCBI's taxonomy places the organism in Eukaryota, Viridiplantae, Streptophyta, Magnoliopsida, Fabales, Fabaceae. The record is from RefSeq and is a predicted model, not a curated record.
AAAAAGCUUUCAUUUUUACUCUUUUCAGUUUUCCCAUUCCAGCACUUACUCGCUUCGCUUCACCGCUACUAGGGUUCGCUUCGCCCCUCUUUCCAUUUUCUGUACAAUUCUCUCUUCAGAUGUGUGCCUAUGAUAAAGGAAGAACUUGAGUAGUGAAGAUCUUUGGAAGGAACUAAAGAAAUAAAAUUUUGGUGAUAUUGUUGAUUAGUUGUUUUGGAUUGAGAUCCAAUGGCAUGGUUUAGAGCUGGAGCCAGCAUUGCAAAGCAUGCAAUUAGGAGGACCCUUUCUCAGGGUAGAUCCUCGUAUCUGGUGUCAAGGGCUAGGGUCUUCCCAUCAUCACAAGCACCACCAUCAUCACAGGGUAGAGGAUUCCACACCACUUUUUUCAAGUCCAAGGAGCAAGCUGCACCUGUACCCCGUGCUGUGCCCCUUUCAAGGUUGACCGAUAGCUUCUUGGAUGGGACAAGCAGCGUGUACUUGGAGGAGCUUCAGAGAGCUUGGGAGGCUGAUCCCAACAGUGUUGAUGAGUCAUGGGACAAUUUCUUUAGGAACUUUGUGGGUCAAGCUGCCACAUCGCCUGGGAUUUCUGGCCAAACAAUUCAGGAGAGUAUGAGAUUGUUGUUGCUGGUGAGGGCAUACCAGGUGAAUGGCCAUAUGAAGGCCAAAUUGGACCCUUUGGCUUUGGAGGAGAGAGAAAUCCCUGAUGAUUUGGACCCUGCCCUUUACGGUUUUACUGAGGCUGAUCUCGAUAGGGAAUUCUUCUUGGGGGUGUGGAGGAUGUCUGGCUUUUUGUCCGAGAAUCGUCCUGUGCAAACCCUUAGGUCCAUUCUGACACGGCUAGAGCAGGCUUAUUGUGGAAGCAUUGGAUAUGAGUAUAUGCACAUUGCAGACCGCAACAAGUGUAAUUGGCUAAGGGAGAAGAUUGAAACCCCUACCCCUACACAGUAUAACCGGGAGCGCCGUGAGGUUAUUUUCGAUAGGCUUGCUUGGAGUACACUGUUUGAGAACUUCUUAGCCACCAAGUGGACUUCAGCAAAGAGGUUUGGACUUGAAGGAGGUGAGACACUUAUUCCAGGCAUGAAAGAGAUGUUCGAUCGUGCUUCUGAUCUUGGGGUUGAGAGCAUAGUUAUAGGAAUGGCACAUCGUGGAAGACUGAAUGUUUUGGGUAAUGUUGUUCGCAAGCCACUCCGUCAAAUCUUUUGUGAGUUUAGUGGUGGUCAUCAGCCUGAGGAUGAAGUUGGGCUUUACACAGGAACUGGUGAUGUUAAGUAUCACUUAGGAACGUCUUAUGAUCGCCCUACACGUGGUGGCGGGAGGAUACAUUUGUCUUUAGUGGCAAAUCCUAGUCACUUGGAAGCUGUCAACCCUGUUGUUGUUGGGAAAACUCGAGCAAAGCAGUACUACUCAAAUGAUGUGGACCGAACAAAAAACAUGGGUAUAUUGAUUCAUGGAGAUGGUAGUUUUGCUGGACAGGGUGUCGUCUAUGAAACCCUGCAUCUUAGUGCUCUUCCAAAUUAUACUACUGGUGGAACUAUACAUAUUGUCUUCAACAAUCAAGUUGCAUUUACAACUGAUCCAAUGUCUGGCAGGUCUUCACAGUAUUGCACUGACGUUGCCAAGGCUUUAGAUGCUCCCAUCUUUCAUGUGAAUGGUGAUGAUGUGGAAGCAGUUGUGCAUGCCUGUGAACUUGCAGCUGAGUGGCGCCAGACUUUCCAUUCAGAUGUGGUUGUCGACUUAGUGUGCUACCGUCGAUUUGGUCACAAUGAGAUUGAUGAACCAUCUUUCACGCAGCCUAAGAUGUAUAAGGUCAUCCGCAGCCAUCCUUCAGCCCUUGAGAUCUAUCAGAAGAAACUACUGGAAACUGGGGAGGUGACAAAAGAGGACAUUGAUAGAAUAAACAAAAAAGUCACUUCAAUUCUAAAUGAAGAAUUUUCAGCUAGUAAAGAUUACAUUCCAAAACGAAGGGAUUGGCUUUCAGCGUAUUGGCUAGGUUUCAAGUCACCUGAGCAGAUUUCACGUAUCCGAAAUACUGGUGUGAAACCAGAAAUUUUGAAGAAUGUUGGGAAAGCAAUCACAACCAUCCCGGAGAAUUUCACACCUCAUAAAGCAGUGAAGAGGAUUUAUGAGCAGCGUGCCCAAAUGAUUGAAACAGGGGAAGAUAUUGACUGGGGUUUUGCAGAAGCACUUGCUUUUGCUACAUUAGUAGUUGAAGGCAAUCAUGUUCGAUUAAGUGGUCAGGAUGUUGAAAGAGGAACUUUCAGUCACCGCCAUGCUGUAGUCCAUGAUCAGACAACAGGGGAGAAAUAUUGCCCCCUUGACCAUAUUGUCAUGAACCAAAAUGAAGAGAUGUUCACUGUCAGCAACAGUUCACUUUCCGAGUUUGGUGUUCUUGGAUUUGAAUUGGGUUACUCCAUGGAAAAUCCAAAUUCACUGGUGAUCUGGGAGGCGCAGUUUGGUGAUUUUGCUAAUGGGGCUCAUGUGAUAUUUGACAAUUUCUUGUCUUCUGGUGAGGCUAAGUGGCUCCGUCAGACUGGGCUUGUCGUGUUACUUCCUCAUGGUUAUGAUGGCCAAGGCCCUGAGCAUUCAAGUGCCAGAUUGGAACGCUUCCUUCAGAUGGCUGAUGACAAUCCUUAUGUUAUUCCUGAGAUGGAUCCAACUCUUCGGAAACAGAUUCAGGAGUGCAAUUUGCAGAUUGUGAAUGUCACAACUCCUGCUAACUUCUUCCAUGUUUUGCGGAGACAGAUACAUAGAGAAUUCCGCAAACCUCUCAUUGUAAUGUCCCCUAAGAACCUGCUUCGUAGUAAGGCUUGCCGAUCAAAUUUGUCGGAGUUUGAUGAUGUCCAAGGACACCCAGGUUUUGACAAGCAGGGAACCAGAUUUAAGCGCCUCAUAAAGGACCAAAAUGACCACUCAGACCUUGAGGAGGGUAUUAGACGUCUAGUACUUUGUUCUGGAAAGGUUUACUAUGAACUUGAUGAGCACAGAACAAAGGUUGAGGCAAAGGAUGUUGCAAUAUGUAGGGUGGAACAGCUUUGUCCUUUCCCUUAUGACCUUGUCCAAAGAGAGCUUAAACGAUAUCCUAAUGCUGAGGUUGUCUGGUGUCAAGAAGAACCAAUGAACAUGGGUGGAUACACUUAUGUUCUUCCCCGGCUUAUUUCUUCCAUGAAAGCCGUCGGCAGGGGAAGCUACGACGAUGUCAAGUAUGUCGGCCGUGCUCCAUCGGCAGCCACUGCCACUGGUUUCCUGAAGGUUCACCAGAAGGAGCAGGCUGAGAUCGCCGAGAAAGCCCUUCAACGCGAACCGCUCAAUUUCCCAUACUAAAAUGAUGACUUGCAAUGUUAUCCACGUAAAGAGCAAUAGUUGGAAGAUUGCUUUAUAUCUCUUAAUGAUUUGCUUUUUUUUUUCUUCUUUUUUCCCCCUUCCCCUUAGUUGAUAAGAGGUCAUUGCCAUAUAGAACCCACAAAGGCUUCUUGCCUUAAAGUGUUGAUAUUUUUCAAACUUUUUGUUUCCUAUAAUUUGUAAUUUGAAAAUGCAUCUUCAAUAAUUUGUGAUUCCGGUGGCAUUAUUGCUUGGUAGAAUAGCCCCGGGAACUUGGCCAGCAUUCUCUCCUAUAUAUUUUUCUUCUUCA